Messenger RNA from Adineta steineri, 1611 nucleotides. Lineage: Eukaryota; Metazoa; Rotifera; Eurotatoria; Adinetida; Adinetidae. The record is from the annotation of a GenBank genome assembly.
AUGAAGCAUUUAUUUGUUGAACUGAAUGAUUUACCUGAUGAGAUUCUUUUAAAUAUUUUGAAAAAGUUGGAUAAUGUUGAAGUACUCAACUCUUUAAUAGGUAUUAAUAAACGGUUUAAUCGAAUUGUACAUGAUCCAAUUUUUACAAGUUAUUUAUCAUUAAUGAAAUAUUCAUCGAAUAAUUCUGUUCAUUAUGCCCUGCCUGAUUCAAUACUUGAUCAAUGUUGUUUACAAAUUUUACCUUCGAUUCAUCAUAAAAUCAAUUGGCUUGAUCUUGAAUUAACUUCCAUAGAACGUAUACUUCUUGCUACGAAUUAUUCGAAUUUAAAUCGACUUGGUCUAUAUAAUAUUGAUAUAGACAAAGCUAUAUCUAUCUUUACUGAUGAAUUUUGUUUAAUUGCUAAAUUUAAAAAUCAAAUUUCAUCGCUUCUUAUCAAUUUCGAUGGCACCGUUAAUCAAACAGCAACAAAAGAUACGCAUACACUUAUAUUUACACAAAUCUUGACUAAGUUUACUAAUCUAAAGUCUUUGAAUUUUGAUCAAUCUUCUGUUUCAUUUCGACGAUUAUCUUUUUCGCUAUCACCUCCGACUAUUAUUUCUUCAACUCUAUUAGAACUAUAUGUAUCUACACGAAAUUUCAACGAUUGUCUCUACUUACUUGAUGGACAUUUUCCUCAACUUCAUACACUUGAUAUUGGUAUAUAUCAUAUCACUACUACUAAUUUAACAAUUCAUGAUAAAGAUAAAUUACCAAAUUUACGAUGUUUUUCUUUACAUUGUGAUAUCGAUGUAGAUGAUUAUGAUAAACUGAUUAUACCACUUUUACAUAGAAUGUUAAAUUUAGAAAAACUUGAUUUGUUGCUUCGAGUAUAUCGUGAAAAAGGAUUAAUUGAUAUGAAUGAAUUAAAAAUGAAUAUUAUUAAUUAUAUGUCACAAUUAAACAAAUUUAUAUUAAACAUUUUUUCACAUAAUACUCUUCCUAUUCAAAAUAGUUCACCAUUAAAUGAAAAUAAUGAUAAUAUAAUUAAAUAUUUAUAUAAUAAUCAAAUAAUUUCUUGCAUUGAUUAUUUUCCAGAAAAACAAUAUAAUCAAUGUCUUAUUUAUUCAUAUCCAUAUACAUUGGAAUUUUAUAAUAAUAUAUCAAAUAAAUUUCCAGGUGGUUUAUUUAAAUAUGUACGUGAAGUAUCGUUAUACGAUGAAUAUCCUUUUGCACAUGAAUUCUUUAUUCGAAUUCAAAAAUCAUUUCCAUUGAUGAAGAAAUUAACUAUAAUUAAUGAAAAAGCACAAAUUAAUAAACAAUGUAUACAAUCAAACUAUGAUAAUCAAUAUUUAUCAAUUAUUGAAUAUCUUCAUCUUACUACACUUAUCCUUAAUAAAGUUCAUGAUGAUUAUAUUGAACUAUUUCUGGAUCAUACAAAAAUGUGUUUGUCAAAUAAUCUUUUUCUUUAUGUUACGUAUCGUUCGCUGGAAAGAGUGACUCAUCAUUUUCAAAGAGAAGCAACACAAAUCAAUUGUACAAAAUUACGUUGUUUAUCUAUAAAUGGCAUAUCUUCAAUUCCUGAUCAUGUCAAAAACUAUUUUCCUAAUACAAAGAUGUAUUCUCUUAAAUAA